AUGUUGCUUUGCGAAGGUUAUACAUUGGGGCAGAUCGUAGAAGCUUGCACUCGAUUUCAAUCGGAGACAGUACAUAAGGAUCCCAUCCACGUAACCGCCCAUUUUCUUCGCGCGACGAAUGUUGGGCCUGCGGAAGUGCGCGUUAGUGUCCAGAAGAUAGGGAAAAACUUUACAAAUCUUUUAGCGGAUCUCGUCCAGGGAGGGCACACCAGACUGACGUCCCAUCUUAUUUUUGGUGAUCUUACUCCUGUGCCGGGGGAAAUUCCUCGCAGUUUAGCAGCACCAUCUCCAUAUGCUCGACGCCUACCCCUGCACGAUCAUCCUUCUGCGGCCGUCCGAGAUAGAAUGAGGCAUGUCUGGAGGUUCCACUCUCUUCUGAGUUGGUCCAUAGACCACACCAUUUUGGCGUGCAAUGCUAUGCGUAGCCAGACCCGAGUUGAUACUGAAAUCAUAGGUGGAGGAGGCGUCGAAUGGGGUGCAUGGUGUGAGCUAACCAGACCAGAAGAUGAAAUAAAGCCUUCAUCUAUUCCAUUUUUCGGGGACAUGUUUCUCAAUAUCCCUUCCCUCCUACCUGACUCAGAGCCAGCUAGUCACGGAACAUUAGAUUGUUGGUUCCCGACCGUGACCAUGACAGUCGAAUUCAAGGCCCGUAUUCCCUCAUCUCAGGAUUAUGCUUCUCGAACGGUCGGCUUAUAUAGCGAAUCACGUUUUUUGACUGAUCCCCACGGAAGACAUAAUGCUCGCGUUGAAGUCUGGACCGCCCCUUCUGCAAUUGGCCAGGGUAAAUUAGAAGCUGGUUGGAGGGACAAGCAGUACUGCAUUGCAGUUGUUGACCAAAUGGCCCUCACUCUGCCUAUGGACCUCAAUCACCGUCAAGGCAGCAGAAACAAAGUGAUCACUAAGCUGUAGACUACUAACCGGUGAUACGGUGGUUUCGAGAGUCGAAACAUAUUUGAGCUGGACUUAGAGUUUCCACGUAUUUCCGUAUGGUCGGAAUGCAGCUAUCGCCGGUCGUAGGCAUAUGUAUGGACACUGUGGGAUGUUGCAACGUCACUCGGAUCUCGAUGUCUGGCUUAGCCGUAUAUCCAAAACUCCAUAUUUGUCUCUGCGGAGAGCCUGGAGCACAAUUCUUCCCACCGACCGUGAAAUCCGUUCUCAGGAUUAACCGAACGAGGGAUUGGCGCAGUAACCAGAAUUGGCACGUGUUGUUGACGUUCUUUGUCCUGCUCAGACCGGACACAUGGAAGCUUCGCUAUCUCUGUCUUGCUCAGACCCAGAAGCCUCUCUAUCAGAGACGGUUAUACAAAGCUCCGACUCACCGACCCUGCCUUGCCUACAAGCUU
This is a messenger RNA of Suillus fuscotomentosus, 1343 nucleotides long. Its product is annotated as thioesterase-like superfamily-domain-containing protein. NCBI's taxonomy places the organism in Eukaryota, Fungi, Basidiomycota, Agaricomycetes, Boletales, Suillaceae. The coding region runs from base 1 to 909 and encodes 302 amino acids. The record is from RefSeq and is a predicted model, not a curated record. The transcript is spliced from 4 exons.